UAUUGUUCUAAUAAUGUAGAAGUUUUAUAUCUCGUUAUUACAGAUACGGACAACAACGGAUAUUUGGAUGUGUGUGACUUUGAGUGUCUUGCACUGAAAUACACCAUUCAAGAGGGGAAGGGAGCGUAUGAUACUGAAAUCCACGAGAAAAAAAAACAAGUUAUGAUAAGCUUAUGGAACGAGAUAGCAGAGUUGGCUGAUUUUAAUAAGGAUGGACAAGUGACAGUUGAGGAGUUUAAACAGGCUGUUCAGAAUGUCUGUGUAGGGAAAAACUUUGACAGUUUUCCUGAUUCUCUGAAGUACGCCAUCACUUCCAAGUUCAACACUACUGAUAUUAACAAUGAUGGGCUGAUUACUGUGGAAGAAUACCGCUUAGAAUACGUCUCGCGAUCAGCUAUUUCUAAUAUUACAGAGAUAGAUGAGUGUUUUGAAAAACUUCUUAAUGUCGAUGAUCGACGAAAAGGAGGAAUCAAUCUGUGCCGUUACCAAGAGCUUUUCGCCGAGUUUAUUGGAAGUCCAGAAUCUAAAGUAUCUGGAGUAUAUCUGUUCGGUCCUUUGCCUGUGUUUGGCUGAGUUACGCGGUCCUGUUAGCGAGCAUGCUGACAAGGCCAAUUUCUCCCACAAGAUAAUAUACGCACUGCAUGCUUAAUCUCCCUCCAAUUAUGUUGUUCAGAAAGAAAAGGAGCUUCAACCACAGAGAUUACAGUCUUAAUGCUCCACGUACUGCUGGUUUCAUGAAUUUCUAUAUUCCUAAAUGUUUAUUGGCAUUUAUCUCAUUACCAUCUUUUUAUCCUGCAUUAUAUUUACAUGAGUAUAAUAUUUAGGAAAUUUCCAUUGGUUCUGUACGUGUUUGUUCGUUAAUAUUUAUGUAAGUUUCCAUAGCAUAGAAUAAUUUUGUGUAAUGCUAUAUUUCAAUGUAUUCAUUUAUAUUUAAAAGAUAUAUAACAAUUUAAUAAACUUUCUUGGUAGUUCUUAACACAUGUUGUAAACCAAGGCUACAUUGAUAAUAUAUUAGGCACAACAUAAUUUUUCUAAAUAUCCCCCUAACGGCAAAAAUUAAUACUAAUAUGAUUGUACAAAAAUCUGACAAUAAUAUAAUUUGGCUCCUGUAGUAACAACAUAAUGACGUGACAAAAACUUUCGAAAAUGCGUUUUCGCCGAGUAUAUACAAGAAACUGUAGUAUAACAUUUCUAAAUUCAACCAUCACCCUCCCCCUUUAAUACGAUCAUACAAAAAUCGGAAUAUAAUCUAAUUUGGGUUCUUCUAGUAACAACAUAAUGGCAUGACAAUAGUUUUAGGAAAUUUCUUCUUUCGCUGACUAAUUCUUUGUACAACUUUUCUACAAAAGUUUUCAUACUUACUAACAAAAUAUCCUUUAUGUGAAUUGUUGUUUUGCUGUAUCUCGUCUUCUACUGGUGAGAUACAACUCCACAAUAUAAUGAGAUAUUGGUUUACUUCUGUGUAUGCAUGUAUGGUUGUGUCAGUUUGCAAGUUGUUGGUUGAUGCUCUGGUGAAUAAAGUCGUUAAAGUUUGA
Molecule: messenger RNA, 1535 nt
Organism: Limulus polyphemus (Atlantic horseshoe crab)
Lineage: Eukaryota; Metazoa; Arthropoda; Merostomata; Xiphosura; Limulidae
Product: sarcoplasmic calcium-binding protein 1-like
Exons: 5
Molecular function (GO): calcium ion binding
Source: RefSeq, a predicted model, not a curated record